Messenger RNA from Vicugna pacos (alpaca), 5240 nucleotides. NCBI's taxonomy places the organism in Eukaryota, Metazoa, Chordata, Mammalia, Artiodactyla, Camelidae. The record is from RefSeq and is a predicted model, not a curated record.
CCUGAGCAGAUUGUUUACCCAGAGAGCUCUCACACAGGGAGCGCUCACAGGAGGUGCAAGGACAUGGGAGCUGAAAAAUAUGGGCCUUGCUUCUCAUCCCCCUGAGAGUGACCAGGGGGCGAGCUGCCCACGUGCGGACACCAUACAGGAAGCUUCUGACCUCACGAUUCAUGGGUCACCUUUUGAGCUGAGCAGACUGACGGGCGGCACUGAUGGAGCCCUGCUCAGAAGACGUGCUUCUCCGCAGGGCCUCCUGGCUCCUGGGGCUCGCCAGCCUCCUCCUCAGUGUCUGCAGCACUGGGGCCAAGAGUCCUGGAGCACAUGGUUCUGGAGCCCACGUUCCUCUGAAGAAGAUCCGAGGAGCUUCUGUGUUGUUUCAUGUGACAAAGGAGCCAGGAGCUAAGCUGGAGGAGGUCUCGUGGGGCUUUGGCCCUGAGUCAAACUACAGAGUCCUGCUGAAAGUCCGUCCUGGGACAGAUGCUCCAACCUGGAUCAGCCUCCAGGACAAGUACCAGCAGAGGGUCCAUGUGCCCAACAUGACGUCCCUGAAGAUUGAGAACCUGACAUCUGAGGACAGUGGGCAGUACCGGGCUCGCAUCAGCUUUGCUGGAGGAAUAGAACGUACCCAGGUUUUCCCCCUCAUUAUCUAUGAGCCCGUGCCCCUCCCACAGAUCUUGCCGGGGUCACCAUCCAUUGCAGCAGGCUGGUGCAAUGUCACCCUGGAGUGCAGGGCCUCAGAGGACACAGAGGACCUGAAUGUGACCUGGGAGAGCAGGGGCCUGGAACACAGAGUGACACCAGGACCAGCCCCCAACCCCUGGACCCUGGCUGUCAGCCUGCCCCUGAGCCAGCCUAGCCCCAGCCUCUCCUGUGUGGUCAGCAACCAGGUGGACCAGAAAACUGCCACGUUAGACCUUGGGGAAGUCUGUGCCCAUGAUUCACAUGGACAGGUCAGGGCUAACCUCCUGCCAGGCAUCCUAGGAGCCACUGUGGCUGUGCUGCUGAUCCUCGGAGGUGGACUGUGUCUUUGGAAGACACAAAAGAAGAAGGAGAAGAUGAAGACUAGAAAAGAAUUGCAGGAGGACCACAGGGACCAUGAUGGUGGCAUCGAGUAUGCAGAGCUGAGCCAGUCGGAAUCUCCAGAGGGCACAUGCAAGGUUAUGAGUGAACAACAUCUCGGAGAAAACGAGGCCCUCAAUACUGUCUACAGUGAGGUCCACAAGCCAGUGAGACGUAUCCUUGAUAACUGGGCUGGAUAUCCCUGUUAGCCUGACGAAAACAUCCUCUUCUCAAAGAAAGGCAACAUGGGAAACCACUAGGCUGCUUGGGGAGCCCUGAGUCAGGACAGGUGAACAGAUGCUGCUGGUCUGGAUUCCAAUGACCAUCUGGUCUAAGUCCUCCACCUCCAUGGUGGGAUGUACCUGCCCAGGACAUGAGGUUCUCCUGCCAGCUUGACUGAGCACUUCAUUUGUCUCUGUCACUCACCUCUCUUUAUGCCCCAUUUCUUGUUAACCAUCCUUUUGAUUGACAUAGUCUUUCUUUGGUCAUGUGCAUUUGUGAGAUUAAGUCUUGCCCUGGUUUCAACUGGAAUCAUUGUAGCUGUACUAUAAUCCACAUAUGUGUGUUUUAUUUAAUCUCUAAAAGUUAAAAAAAAUCCCCUCAAAUCCAUCCUCAUUUCUCUCAUUUCCAAAUUGUAGUAGAGAAUGUGGAGUGUGAAGACACCCCCUCAAUACACCACAUACCACCAGCUGAGUUACCAAGUUGCUUUUGUAAACAGACCCGAAGAGUAAAGCUGUGUUAAUGAGCUCCUGUAGCUCUCAGGGCUGGAAUGUUUACCUAGUUUAUCACCUAACCUUUCAGCAAGAUCCUCUCAUAUUUAUAACAGCAAAACAACAAUAACAACAAGAAAAAACUUUAAGAGAAUGUAGUGUAUUGUUAAUGUCUAUUCAGUUUUAAAUCUUUUUAAAAUGGAAAAUUUCUUUAAAAAUGUAAAAUUGCUAAGAUCGAUUUACACGUGCAUACAAACCUCAAAAAGUGAACACAGAAAACAUUGUGUAAAGGAGUAUUUUGUCCUUCGAGGGCAUGAGAGACAAAACCUAUUACUGGUGAAUUCUUCACAUAUUUAAAGAAUAGAUAAUUUUUGUGCUAACAAAUUUGUUUUAACACUUGCCAGAAGAUAGAAAACAUUCAUUUAUGAUUCAGAAAACUUGACAAAGCAUGAAAAAGGAAAUAAAGUCCCAACCUAGCUGUCCGGGCUGCUUGGACGCUUGUCACUUCCCUUCCUCUGCUGGGGAUUUUUCUUGUGAGUUGAAUUUCCAGCUUCCCAAGGAGCCUGAGGAGCAGAAGAGCUUUUGCCGGCAUCCUCCACAGUAAUGGGAGUAAGAAUAGAGAUCUAGUCUCUGUUGGGUCAGAAACAGAGCUGGGAGUGAGAAGCUUCUGGGUGAUGGAUCCUGGGCUGGCCACGCUCCCUGCAGUGGGCUGACUCAGUACAAGGCCCUCUCCUCCAGCUGGUGGUUCUGGGGAAACUGGGACUUUGGGGCUCGAAAUAAUCCCAUGUGAUUUUGCCAAAAGGGAUUCCUAGAAUCUGAGAAUGUACGUGUUGGAAGAAAACUCACUGUGGGGUCUGACCCUGUCCUGAGCUUUAUAACUACCCACCAAGUAAUUGCACCUGUGGUUACACUCUACCAGUGACCAGUGACAUGGACCUCACUGUGCUCCAAAGCAUCUACGUCAGUUUUGGAGGACUCUGACUAUAGGAAAUUCUCCUCUAACGUCAGCUGUCAAAACCUGCCUCUCCUAUUUGCUCAUUACAGACAUGAUUCCUUGUCCACUCAAUGGCUCUUCCAGUGGGAUUUAGAGCAGAGCAGAGGUAGACCGCAGCGGCCGGUACAGCUGAUCUUUGCUUUUCCUAAAAGCCUCAAUUUCACACCAUCCUAUAAUUUCCUGGGCACAUGCCACCUUUACUGUCUCUGAUUCCUAUCUCAUCUGGUAUUGUCCCAAAGGGCUAGGGAGGUUGGAAUCACAUUUUCCAGCACCAACCUACUGUACCCCUAAUCUCCUGGGAAAGGAAUGUCCAUAGAGGUGAACACACUGUCUUUGCUGGGCACUCACUCUCUUGAUCCCAACAGAUUUCCCCAAAGUCUAGGGUGGCAGUUUUCUGGUCCACAUGGUUAUUGCCCACACAGGUGAGACUGGGGUUGGGCUAGCUCAGGGGUAGGCUCAGAGCCUGGUCUCAAUGUCCCUCUGCUCCAGGUUCCUGGGGAGGCCCUUAUUCACCUAGGUCACAUUCAGAUCUUCUGUGGUCCCUGUGACCCUGGUGCUCCAGAGUGACAUUGUACCAGCCUGAUGUGGUAGAUGGUUAACUGGCCAGGAUCUGGGGAAGGGACAUGGGCUCUGGGGCAGGAGGGAACAAAAGUUAUAAUUGCAUUUGUAGAGCAUGGUACUCACCCAUUAUUGUGUGGAUUCAGAGCGGCCAUCUGGCAAGGCAGGGCAUUUCACAGCCAAAGAAACUAAGACCUAGAGGGGUGAAACAGUUUGCCAAGAUUAUACAAUGAGAAAGUGAUACCGAAUCUCAGUUUUAGAGAAGGAAAGGCAGCCAGUCUGUUAAUGCUGGAACCCUAGCUGUCACCACACACAGCUGAAAUCACAUCUGCUUCCCUCCACACACAUUAUCAGAUCCUUCACAACCUCCAUAGCACUUGGGGGGAUUAAUCAAACUUCCUGGGCAAAUACCCUCCAUGUGCAGAAUUUUGAAAGAAGCUUCUGAAAACUGGCUUGAGACUCUUAACCCUCUCUCGCCCACAUUUGGAGAUGGGAAGAGAAUUUCUUUGGAGAGAGCUGUGCUGCCAUGAGUCCCCUUCUAACCUAAUAGGUGCCUGCCUUUCACCUCAACAUGGUGAGAGGGGCUUCAGUGAGACCAUGCAGAGAGCCGGAUGUAUGUCCCCUGCAGCUUGGGGAUGCACUGGACAGGUGUCUGAUUUAAAUCUGAGAAACUGAAGGGGAGAAAUGCUGCUGAAACAUCCUAUAGUAGAAAAGUAUUGGCUUCCAGUUGAGAAGAAAUUGCAAAAGCAUCCGUGAGUCCAAUGAACACGUUUUUCAUCAACUGCAAGUAGGACCUUAAAAGAACUUUGACAAGAGGUGCGUCUGGAGAGGCAAGAGAAUUCCAGCAGAGAGCGUCUAUGGGGAAAUGAACCAGCCAAGACAAGCAGCCGAAGACAAAGACAAAGAUGGCCUUCCUGAGAGUGUGUCACCUCACUUGUCAGGACUGUGUGACAAGGUAGGUGAGAUAUGUCCAGUGUGUGAGAAGAGAGGUAUACAAGGAAACUGCAAGCACCCUGUGAGAGGAUCAGCCGAAACACUGUCACGCUGGAGGACCCACGUGCUUCAUCUCCACUACAGGAUGAGCCAAGGAAAGUCAGCCCUGUAGCCUCCAACCUCCAUCCUCCUUACUACUCCUCACUGCCUCCCUGUCCUUGUAGAGCGGGGAGAGAGCUUGGUCUUCUUGCCAUUCUCUGUGAUCCCUGUGGGCCUUUGCCAGGGAGCUGUGCCCUGGUCUUUGGGUCUGACUCUCUGCCUCUGCUACCUCUGCUGCUGAGGCAGUGUGGGUGACACUGGUGAUGUGCUUGGUCCCUGCCACAGCUUCCUCCACAGUGAGGUCCCUGAACUCUGACCCUUCUUAUUCUGAACUCAGGUACUUUCUGGCCCAUGGCCCCUCUCAGCACCUUAUCUCACCUGUAGGAGCCCACAAGAACUUCUGGACCUCCCUAACAUGGAACACAAGCUAAGGGUGAUUUGUAGCCCUUCUAGGAGCCCUUUAAGGUCCCAACACACUGUGGCCCAAUUUACUAAACGUGGAUCCCUGGGAGGAGGCACUACCCUCCCAGAUAAGGGAGGAGUGGGGCCCAGCGUCUUCUGCUUUUGCGUCCCUCCUCAUCCUGUCUGGACUUCCCAUCACCUGGCUUGCUCUUCACCAGCCACACAGCUCUCUUAUGCUGAGCCCCUUGGGAAUGGCAUGUCACAUUUCUUUUAUGUUUUAAUUACAAUCUCAUUCUUAAUGCAUUUAAAAAUAAUUACUUAACCCAGAAAGAUAUAUAAAACCACUCUCAUAUUCUGCCUGGCAUCUUUUUAGUUUGUGACUUGCCAAAUGAACUCUAUUCCCUUAGUCUACAGUCUUUGGUUUUGGAGCAAACAAAUCUCUUUUGUUCUAUCAAUAAAAUAUGGCUCUUGCCUAUUUUGGAAGU